AUCUCAAGUAACUUCCGGUUUAAGUUUUUAAUUUAUUUAUUUUGACAAUAAAAAGUGUUUAACUUUAAGCAUGACUCUUUUUGACAAUAUUAAACAGCUUCACCAAUCAGAAUUAUAUGGUGAAGUGAAGCAAUUGGCUACCAUAGCUUUAACAUUAUGUGACAACAACACAGAAGCAGAACUCUUGUCACCAUCACAACGAUAUCAAGUCCUUGUUUUCCUUGCAGAUUCUCUCUGUUAUUUAACAGAAUUUAAAAAAUCAGAGUGUAUUUAUCGUAAAGCUCUGCUGUUUAAGAAAGCUAUAAAUAAAGUUGCAAAAGGAAAAUGUGGAAAUGUUACAGAAAUAACAACAGAUGUAGAAGUAAAGUAUAGAUUGUAUAACUGCUUAACAAAGAUGGAACAAGAUAAAGAAGCUUUAAAUGUUUUAGAAAGCAUCAACACAAAACAAAGAAAUUCAAAAGUAAAUCUAGCUUUAGCUAAACUGUAUUUAAAAGAUGGAAGAGAUAGAUCUGCUAUAACAUGUUAUAAAGAAGUUGUCAGAGAACAUCCUAUGGCUCUAGAAGCUAUUAAUGGUUUAUUGUCUCUGGGCAUGAAAUCAGCUGAUGUUGAAGCUCUAGUGAUGAAUAGUUUACCACAUGGUUCUAAUUAUGAUUGGUUAACUGUGUGGAUUAAAGGUCAUUCCUAUUUAGCAUCUAAAGAAUACAACUACGCUGUCUCUACAUUUAAACUGAUGGAAUCUAAGUUAAAUCUCCGAGAUAGUGUACCUAUACUCAGUGCUAUAGCUGAAUCUAAAUUCUAUGAUGGUAAUUAUCAACAAGCGAUGUUAGUAUUUCAACGGAUUAGAUCUCUUGAUCCAUAUUAUAUGAAGAAUAUGGAUCUUUAUGCAUAUAUACUAGUAAGAGAAAGAAGUUCCAAGGAAUUACAAAGUUUAGCUCAUGAUUUGAUAGCUAUAUCAGAACAAGCACCAGAACCAUGGAUUGCUCUAGGUUAUAUGACUUUAAUAUGUUCAAAUAAAACAAGAGAAAAAUUAUCAAGAGCAUUGUAUUUUGGAGUAAAGGCAUAUACGUUUAAACCAAAAUUAGUUGAAGCUCUGUUAUUAAAAGGUUCCACAUUAGUAGAAUUAAAGAAAACUCAGGAUGCUAUAGUACAUUAUCAGGAAGUAGUUAGAUUAGCACCACAUAGAUUUGAAGCUUACCAAGGUUUAAUAAACUGUUAUUUAAUAAGUUGGAGAAUGAAAGAUGCUAUAUCAUGGUGUGGUCGAGCUAUGAGAACACUAGGAAAUAGUGCCAGAACUUUAACAUUGUCAGCUUCGGUGUUAGCCAAAGAUCCAAGUACUAUUUCAAAGGCUAAACAGUAUCUUGAGAAAGCCAUGAGGUUUGAUCCUACAUAUGUUGAAGCAGUCUAUAUUACAGCAGAAAUUUUAAUGCAGGAAAAAGCAUACCAACAAGGAAUUGAAAUAUUAAAGAAACAGUUAUCAGUGCAGACUAAGACUUCAGCCAGACUACAUCAAUUAUUAGGAGAUUUUCAAGCACAGAUGGGUUUUUAUGCUGAUGCUUUAAGUCAGUAUAGUACAGCGUUAGGGAUUGAUCCAAACUAUAGUCGUGCUAAAAAAGGUAUAGAGAGAGUGGAGAAACAGAAUGUUGAUUUAGAGACAGAUACAGAAGCUGAAGAUAUGCGUGCUAGUGAUAAUGAUAUUGAGUUUGAAGGAAGUGACUUAGAUAGUACAUGGUCGGAAGCAGAGUUUAACUGAUCACAAUAUGUAUUGAGAUAACCGAAAUCAAAGUAGUGCUGAAUGGAAGAUGCUGAGUAAUAAACUGUUUAUUAUUGCAAGUCGAUCAGUUUAUUAAAUGCUGACAGUGCCCAGGCAAAACUAACUGUAUGGUGUCAGUCAAUCAAAGAUAAAAAUCAAAUGUUUGAAAAGAAAGCAUAAAACAAAAUGUAUAUAUUGAAAUGCAUUAAUGUUUUGAGAGAUAGUUGUUUCUCAAAUGACUUAUUUCUGACAGAUGUUAGUCCCAGAUUGUUCAGUCUAAGUUUAUUAUUUGAUAUGACUAUAUACAACAAUUGAACUGAUAGAUCAUAGAUCAUCUCGCUCUGUAUACAUGAAAUCAUGAUUGUGAAAAUCAAAACAGUGAGUUCAAUUUUAUUUGUUUAUAUAUUAAUGACAACAGGUUCUUAUCAAUUUAGUUUAAAAGUGGAUGUUAAGUGAGGUUCUUUCACACACAUUCUACACAAAGGUGUUUUCCUCAGGUUUAGAAUCCGUUAUUCAUUGAUAUUGAUUUAUAAUAUAUUGUUAAUUAUGAUUGCUUUCGCAUUUUAUGCAAUUAUAUGUAACAAUCUUAUAAUUCAAAACAAAUGUGGUCCUUCUUAUAGUUUACAUCUUUCUUCUUCAUAUCACAUAACAAAUUAAAUAAAAAUUGAUACAGUGCAAUAAUAUUUACACUAAUAGUAUACAUAAACAUUCUCUUUAAAUUACACAAUUCAACAUUGUCACACAUAAAUUUUAUCUGAAUCUGAAAAUGUAAAUAAAAUACAUGAGAAUAAAUAAUUUAUUUUUUGUAAAAAUGUUACGGUAAUAAAUGAUGCUUAA
Molecule: messenger RNA, 2587 nt
Organism: Patella vulgata (common limpet)
Lineage: Eukaryota; Metazoa; Mollusca; Gastropoda; Patellidae
Product: anaphase-promoting complex subunit 7
Exons: 17
Coding region: 71-1750 (559 amino acids)
Biological process (GO): cell division
Molecular function (GO): protein binding
Source: RefSeq, a predicted model, not a curated record